Molecule: messenger RNA, 1977 nt
Organism: Amphibalanus amphitrite
Lineage: Eukaryota; Metazoa; Arthropoda; Thecostraca; Balanomorpha; Balanidae
Exons: 15
Coding region: 1-1977 (658 amino acids)
Molecular function (GO): nucleic acid binding
Source: RefSeq, a predicted model, not a curated record
AUGCCCCGCCUGCUAAUCGCGGAGGCAGACAGCCUGGAAUGGGAAGGCUUUUUCUGCGGAAACAACACGGCGAACCUGGAGCGUUUCUCCGUGUCUCAGUGCGAGAUGAAGCUGACCAAACGACGCUCCUACUCGGUUAUCAGCAUCAACGAGAUCGAGCGGCAGAUCAACCACGUCGAGGAGAGCAUCAGAGAGUACAUUUUCUGGUGGGUAUCGGAGAAGUCACCGGAUGUGUUCUGGACCACGCUGGCCGAUGUCUCGUCGCUCGAACAGUGUGUGCUGCAGUGCGCCAAACGCUUCAUCUGCGUCGGAGCGGACGGCUGUUCGUGCGGCUCCCUGCGCAGUGAUCGCUCCGAGGUCCGGGUACGGGAGUGGGUGAAAACCAGACACAAGCAGGAGAUGGGCUCCAACCAGGGUUACCUCAUGCUGGACAAGGAAGGAAACGCCAACGUGCCCGAGGGGUGGACGUGCACCACGGAGCCGACCAAGUGGCGGCAGGCUCGGGAUUCCACCCUCCAGGGCUGCCUCCAGGCCUGCCGCGCCGCCAACAACUCGUUCGCGGCCUUCGGACAGAGCGGGUGCCGCUGUGGAGACUCGGGCGAGGGAUUCAGCCACCUGGCCAUGGUCCACUGCCAGAACCCUCAGGCCAACGCCGAGACCCGCCCGCACUCGGUCUUAUUCGUCGACGUAUGGACGCAAAACUAUCAAAAGUACUCCACCAAACCCGGUUUUCAGGCGUUCUGGGUGUCUCAGAAGCCGAGUGGCGUUCGCUGGGAGGCCGCUCCCGGCCGCACAGUGCUGGACGACUGCGUCAGCGCCUGUCAGGACAGAAAGGGCGUCAAGCUCGUGCUGGUGGGAGUGGACGGCUGUGAGUGUGGCAUCACCACAUCGGCCGGCUACCGACCGGCCAUGGCCUGGGACGCCCGGCCGCCGGCCAGCGCCGCGCGCGGCUUCCUGCUCGUGCAGAUGAACAAGGCGUCCACAGGGUACGUGGAGCCCGUGUUCGAGUGGAUCACGAAGAGAAACAACACCCACAAGAAGGAGAACGAGGUCAAAGAAGCGCCCACCUGGAUCAGAGUGACGGUGGCGCACUCGAACCGGAAGAGCCUGCGGCGGCUCUCACAUCUCAGUAAGGAGGAGCGGCUCUCACAGAACCUGGAGCGGACCGUGGGCACGAGAGGCAGCCGCGGCCUGAGCCAGCAGCGCGAGCACAGCACCAUCGAGCAGCGCUCCACCACGCUGCACGGCCACCACGAGCGGGCCACCAACCACACAGGUGCCACUGAUCAGAAGGAGGUCUCCAAGCUGGCCAGGAACACGACCAAAGUGGCCAAGACGAACCGGCGGAAGAACGUCAUGAACGAGAGCGAGAGGAACUACGUGUCAGCGCGGGACAACGAGAUAACGGUGGGCUCCAACAAACGGCGACUCGUCAACAUCGAGACGGAGAACGCCGCCCGACAGUCGGCCGAAAACUAUAAGAAACACACGAUCACGGGCGAGCAGACUGCCGGCACCAUCGAGCAGUUCAUUUCCGGCGAGAAGGCCCACCUGGUGCGAGUCAACAGCACCAACACCAAACUGCUCGAGAAAAGCGUGGCCGCAAAUCAGACCCACCUGGCCACGGAGGCCACCUCGCACAAAAUCCGACGGCUUCAUCUGAGGCAGAGUCGCGUCACUGAGACAAAAAAGGGCAAAACGCUGAGCCCAUUUCUCGAGGCCAGCGGGAUCCCAUUCGUCAAGAAGGAGGAUAACCCACCAAACAUGCCCGCCAUCCGCCCAAUCGAGACGGUGUGGGCACUUCUGAAGCAGAAAGUCUACGAGGGCAACUGGACAGCCCUUUCGAAGCAGCAGCUGGCGGGCAGGAUCCGAAGAAAAAUCAAGGAAGUGGACAUCGAGGUUGUGCGCACCCUCCUGGAGCGCGUGCCCGGGCACCUCCGUCUCGUGGGUCGUGAGGGCGCCGAUGCCCUGAUCUAG